AUGGACAUAGCCUACGACCACAUCCAAGAGGAAGUCCUCUCCCCCGACCAAAUCGCCAAUAAGAAAUCACAAGACCCCAACCAAAAAGAUGGCAACCUGAACACCGAAUUCAAGGAGGCAUACAAAUCCUUUUCAUCGAGUCCCUGGGGAGCCCGCCUCGGCGGCUUUCUCAGCGAUGUCCGGAAGCACGGCGAGACUUAUUACGAGGGCGCCCGCCAGGAAGCCACUGCUGCUAGCGGUGAAGCCCUCAAAGGCUUCACGGAUCUAAGAUCUACCCUCGUUAGUCGAGCACGAUCCAUGUCGACGGGACAGGAUCCACCAUCUACACCCACGGCUGCCAGUCAGACGUUCGGUAGAGAGGCGGAGAAAGAGGGAAAGGACGACAAGGAGCGGUCUGAAAGCGAAGCCUUACGAGAAUCCGAAAGCGUCAUCUCUCGCUUCCGUGCUGAAGCCGGAAAACGGUUGAAGGAUCUCGAGAAAGCAGAAGAAGCAGCGGACGCAGCAAUCUUCAGAUUCGGUGCCAACAUCGGCAAUUUCCUCCGCGAUGCCGUGACCAUUGCUCCUCCCACCGAAGAGACCAACAAAGACGGCUCACGGAAAGUCCUCUUCGAAAGUAAAGAUCAAGAUGGCAAACGGGUCAUCCACAGCACGCGGUUCGACGCCCAAUUACACGCUAUACACUCCUCCUUGGAAAGCUUCACUUCCGAUCCUGCGAGCGCGGAGUAUGCAAAGUGGAAAGACGAUUUCGAUGUGGACAAAAAGACAGGCGCUAUAGCUCAGGAUUUGGAGAAGUAUGAAGAGCUGAGACGGACAAUGGAGAAGCUGGUGCCGGAGAAAGUAGAAUACAAGGACUUUUGGACGAGAUAUUACUUCUUGAGGAUGGUGGUGGAGACGGAGGAGCAGAGGAGGAAAGACAUAUUGAAAGGCGCCACCGAAUCCACCCACGAAAACAUCGGCUGGGACGACGACUCCGACGACGAAGAAGACAAAGCCUCCACCCCUCAACAAUCCCAACCUCCCCCAAUCGCAUCUGAAGCACCAGAGAUCUCCCCACCGCCCUCCUCCACCGACCCCAAAGCAGAUGAGCCACAGGAACCGCCCUCGCUCAAGCCCGCCGAACCACGCCGCUCCCAGGACGCUCUGUCCCAACCGGAUAGCGACACGAGCUAUGAUCUCGUGAGCGGUGCUACGAGCAGGGCGCCUGGGAGUCCGAGGGCGGGGGAGAAGAAGGAUGACGACGAGGAAGAGGAUUGGGAGUAA
Molecule: messenger RNA, 1260 nt
Organism: Letharia columbiana
Lineage: Eukaryota; Fungi; Ascomycota; Lecanoromycetes; Lecanorales; Parmeliaceae
Exons: 2
Coding region: 1-1260 (419 amino acids)
Cellular component (GO): cytoplasm
Source: RefSeq, a predicted model, not a curated record